Messenger RNA from Anoplopoma fimbria (sablefish), 2783 nucleotides. It is a transcript of the gene pkp2, whose product is annotated as plakophilin 2. Lineage: Eukaryota; Metazoa; Chordata; Actinopteri; Perciformes; Anoplopomatidae. The transcript is spliced from 13 exons. The record is from RefSeq and is a predicted model, not a curated record. Gene Ontology annotation, molecular function: cadherin binding; protein kinase C binding; molecular adaptor activity. Gene Ontology annotation, biological process: protein localization to plasma membrane; cell-cell junction assembly; desmosome organization. The coding region runs from base 157 to 2520 and encodes 787 amino acids. Gene Ontology annotation, cellular component: cytoplasm; nucleus; intercalated disc.
CCCCACGGGGUGUCAGCUAGUCAGGUCGACCCACCUAAUGAUCACAGGUACAACAAAGCAGGACUGAUCAUCGACCCAGAAACAGUACCCAUCAGUGAAGCGACCAACGUAGACUCUCCACGGAUUAUUAUUUUUUUUGGAGGGGGUUUGUCCACAAUGGAAGAGCAGUUUUUUAAAUCAGCCUUACCUGCUCAGGGCUCGUUCGUGCUGGACUACACCAGUCUGGCUCUGCCGGCCGAGCUCACUUCAGGAUCCUUGAAGACAGUGAGUUCAAACGACCGCAGUCUGCGUGUUCACCACCAGGUUCAGCUCACACUGGCACAGAGAGCGAGAAAGGCUGCGUCAAAUGGCAGUGUCCAUUUACAGAAAAACAUGGCAAAGAGCUUUGAUGCUACCAAUGGACUUUUACCAAACAUGAAGGUAAAUGGAUUGGGCCUCACCCACCGCUCUCUAUCAAGCAACUGUGUUCGGGGACCAUCCAGGAGGGUGGAAGUGUCUCCACCGUCGAGCCCAGAGUUCCCACGCUUUCGCUUCAAUCAUAGGCCCUCCCACUAUGGGAUGUACACUCAUCCAGGACCCAGUCAUACACACAGGGGGGGCAAUGUGCUGGACUUCUCACUUGGUUCUGAUUCAUUUCGCCGCUAUGCCAUCUCAGAGGUGCCCUGUGGCACGCGGCCGCUCACAUCCACAUCUGCCCGCGGGAGCGUCCGCCAGAGGUCACUCAGACAGACAGCAGCACCGCAGCCUGUGAUUGCGAACUCAACGUUUCAGCAAAGUGGUGAAUAUGGCUCCCGCUGGAGUCAUAACCAAUCUAUCGGCAAACAGCAGAAACACACUGUGCAGGGACAAUGUGGUGAUAACAUGUUUGGUGCUGCCGCGCCCGAGGAUGGCUUGUCCUGGUUUGCUCAGGUCAGGAGGGAUGGGCACAACAGACUGAAUUCCUACCCUCCCUCGGUCACCAGCGUGGAGGUGGACAUGGGGAGGCAGACAGAAGUAGAACUCCCAAUUCAGCAGAUACAUGCUCAGAAUGUCAGGACACUGCAGUCAGGGGAGAAGCGGCCAGAGAUGACGUUAGAGAGGGCUGUGAACCUGCUGACCCACGAUAAUGAGGACACGCUGAUCUCUGCAGCCAGCCACGUACAGAAUCAAUGUCAUAAGAGUGCUGAUGCUAAAAAGAUGGUGUACUAUCUCCGUGGGAUUGCAAAGCUCCUGCAUCUCCUGUGCAAUGACAAUGAAGAGGUGCAAUGUGUCGCCGCCGGGGCUCUACGCAAUGUUGUUUACCAGAGCAGCGAAAACAAGAUGGAGGUGAAGGAAAACGAUGGCCUGGCCACCAUUUUGCAAACCCUGAAGAGCAGCCGUAAUCUGGAGGCAAGAAGAGAACUUACUGGUCUUUUGUGGAACCUCUCCUCUCAUGACCUUUUGAAGGAGUGUCUCUCCAGAGAGGUCUUAUUGGUCCUCACCCAGUCAGUUCUGGUCCCCAGUUCGGGUCUUUCUGAAGGCGAGAACCCAAAACACGAGCUGCUAGCUGAUGCUGAGGCUUUCCACAAUGCCACCGGCUGCCUGCGAAAUCUGAGCUCUGCCGGUCCAGAUGGCAGGAAAGCAAUGAGGGAGUGUGAGAACUUUAUUGACUCUCUGGUCUACUACAUCCGCGGAGCCAUAGCUGACUAUAAGACCGAUGACAAGUCCACAGAGAACUGCAUCUGCAUCCUUCACAACCUGUCUUAUCAGAUCGAAGCAGAGCUUCCUAAGAAGUACACCUUAGAUCUUCGAGAAUCUCUACAAAACUUGGCUCCCAAGCAGAAGGCUGUUGGCUGCUUUGCGUAUCGCAGUGCCAAGAUCCCAGAGCAUCUGAAGCGACAGUGCCCCCUGCUGGAGGAGAAGGCCAACCCCCGAGGCAUAGAGUGGCUGUGGAGCACCAUCACUAUCCGCAUGUACUUGUCACUGAUGGCCCGCAGUGUGCGUCACUACACCCAGGAGGCGGCCAUCGGAGCCCUGCAGAACAUCACAGCUGGGAACGGAGCGGUGACUGAAGCCAUUGCCUUCACUAUUGUCCAACGGGAGAAUGGCCUUCAGCAUGUCAGGAAGAUGUUAGAUGAGGGAGAGAGUAAUGUGAAGAGGACGGCCAUAUCUCUAAUAAAAAACCUCUCGCGCUACCAGGAACUGCACCCUGACAUCGUGAAGCAGGUGUUGCCAGAGUUGGUUGGGAUGCUGCCAAACGACGACACCGCCACCGACCUGCCUACCGAGGUGACGGCUUCUCUGUGUCACACCCUGAAUAACCUGAGUCAGACUGACACGCAACACGUCAAAGCCAUCGUCAACCAGGGAGCCCUCCAAAAGAUCAUCAACAUCAGCAGCAAGGACAAUGGUUAUGGACCAACCAGAGCGGGUCAGGCAGCAUGCGUCUUGUUGCACACCGUGUGGAAACACAGUGAUCUCCAUGGGGCCUACAAGAAGUGUGGCUACAGAAAAACUGAUUUCAUUAAUGCGAGGACAACAAAGGCUGUGAACUCCAGAUGAGACUGAACCCAAUAUCUAUAACUAACUCAAUAUGCACCUGUUUACAAUAACGGCAUCAAUCAACAAUCAACAACACUCUUCUUCCUGUAAUGGACCGCCUGUGUUUUUUUUCAAUGCUGCAAAUUUGAUGAACUGUUAAAUCAAUAAAUGUUUAUAAAAUGUGUUUUUGAAUGAACUGCCUACUGUAACACACAUGAACAACAAGCUGAUUUAUUGCUGUCUGACUUGAUUUGAUUCCUCAGAUGAAUAAACCGUUUUGAAUG